Messenger RNA from Ochlerotatus camptorhynchus, 1445 nucleotides. It is a transcript of the gene fd102C, whose product is annotated as forkhead domain 102C. Gene Ontology annotation, biological process: anatomical structure morphogenesis; cell differentiation; regulation of transcription by RNA polymerase II. NCBI's taxonomy places the organism in Eukaryota, Metazoa, Arthropoda, Insecta, Diptera, Culicidae. The transcript has a single exon. The record is from RefSeq and is a predicted model, not a curated record. The coding region runs from base 259 to 1257 and encodes 332 amino acids. Gene Ontology annotation, molecular function: DNA-binding transcription factor activity, RNA polymerase II-specific; RNA polymerase II cis-regulatory region sequence-specific DNA binding.
UAGAAGUGCGCGCUUGGCGGAUGCUCGAUUGCUCUCCGGUUGUGUGUUUGUAUCAGAAGCUCAGUGUGAAGAAGCCAAAAGAGUUUUUUUUUAAUUACUCGAGUCUCGAACCACGCGCGCGUCGGAACUCUUUGUUCUGCUUAGGCCAUCUGUGAUCUGCGUUCUUUCUUGAAAGCUCAGCGUGACGGUGGAAAAUUUGUUUCACGAAGAAAACCAAACCAAUCAGUGACAGUGGAGGAAAACAGAAGAUUCAGAACAAUGUUGAAUUGUGCCGAUCUAGUGCAGUUUGACCAAUACAGUUUACAGCUGUACAACUAUGCUAUGGUGGAACGUUUCCGAACUAAUCAGUUUUUUAACUAUGGGAAUAUAGUGACGGAUCCGCGAACGCUAUCAAGGUUUUUCAAACCAUCAGUGUAUGUGAAUAAUCCCGCUGAAGUCGGGCCCAGUGCUUUGCUAGCCGAUGCCAGCAAACUGUCCUCUGCACCAAAGCCACAAUACAGCUACAUCGGACUGAUUGCGAUAGCUAUCCUCACUUCGCCGGAUAAGAAACUUGUCCUCUCGGACAUCUACCAGCACAUUUUGGACAACUACAGCUACUUCAGAAGCCGAGGUCCAGGAUGGCGAAACUCAAUCCGACACAAUCUAUCGUUGAACGAUUGCUUCAUCAAAGCGGGACGUUCAGCUCACGGCAAAGGCCACUACUGGGCCGUCCAUCCGGCCAACGUGGAUGACUUCAUGAAGGGAGACUUCCGGCGGAGAAAAGCUCAACGUAAGGUCCGCCGUCAUAUGGGGCUCACCUCGGACGACGACAUCUUCGACAACAGCUCCCCAAGGCAGUUCUUCCCGGCGAUCCCUGCCUCACCGGUCAUGAAUCCGACAUCGUACAUGCCAACCGCGACGGAACCGUUGAGCCAAGCGGCCGCCGCUGCAGCGGUUGUCUGCGCCUAUCCGACGACCAUGGAACAACAGCAUGCAAUCAUCAAAGGAGCUAUGGAAAGCUUCUCGCGGAAGCGACAGUUUGACGUCGAAUCUCUUCUGAGACCGGACGAUGCGAGCUCUUCGUCCAGCCUGCACGAAGCACCGGAAAAGAAGACUAAACUGCUGUAUACGGCCACGACGAUGACAUCCUCGACAACGCUCCAGGAGGGUCCGACGAUCGUUCUGCCGCCACUCGCUCAUCACUCCCAUCAUCCGUUGGCUGCGUUCGGAAGCCUAGCAGUCGCAGGUCUACCCAAAGUACUUCCGAAGCAGACUUAGAGACGUCGAUCGAGGAAGGAGCCGUUUAUAGUUGUCUAGGCGUAGUAGCAUACACUCUAUCGUAGCGUAGGUAUAAGAAUAUAUUAUCUUUGAUCGGUUUGAAAAAGCCGGCCGAAUCGUUGACUGUAAUCUAACUGUGACACACAAAAAGCAUUCUGAAUUGAAAAAUAAGACAAGGAUAAGAAGAA